Molecule: messenger RNA, 3163 nt
Organism: Salarias fasciatus (jewelled blenny)
Lineage: Eukaryota; Metazoa; Chordata; Actinopteri; Blenniiformes; Blenniidae
Gene: trafd1
Product: TRAF-type zinc finger domain containing 1
Exons: 12
Coding region: 498-2219 (573 amino acids)
Biological process (GO): negative regulation of innate immune response
Cellular component (GO): mitochondrion
Molecular function (GO): zinc ion binding
Source: RefSeq, a predicted model, not a curated record
GGAUCCACGACCAGUUUUGUUACAGAGGUCAGUUACAAUGUAAGAAAUAGCUGCGAUAUGCUUUCAUUUGAUUUUGAGCCGUGUUGACAGAGGUGUGUAGCGUCGCAGAAAGCCUGCGAGUCUUCGCGCGGGGCAUGCAUUAACAGCCAAGAGGAAAUAAGCUGUUUUUCUGGCGAGUUGUCAUCAAGAAAUAAGUUAGCUGCGUCUGUAGGUUCGCUUUAAUAAUCUCACCUGGUCGUCGCUGAGCUCUGAACGAUCGUUUUGGCUCUGUGCGGACGCCGCCCCAGGAAUCACCGAGCCCGACAUCACGGUAGCUUUAUUGUUUCUUUGCUACAGCGGGUUAAAGUUAGUCUACGUGGUGCCUCACAGCCGCUAAGCUACACGGCUAGCUCCCGGCUAACGCCGUCCAAGAUGCUCUUUGACUGAGACUGACUGAGGACUCGUCGUUGACAGCUAACUUUAGCUCCUGUCUGGGAACAGCAGUCUCUGGUGAAGCCAUGGCAGAUGAAAACACACAGUUCUGCGGCAAUUGCAAACACGACAUUCCUGAGGCCAACUUUACUACCCAUGAGAUUCACUGUCGGAGAAACAUCGCCCUUUGUGAUGUGUGCCAGGAGCCGGUGCCCCGGUCAGACCUUCAAGAGCACAAGCAGCAGGAGCACACACAGAUUACAUGCAAAUGUGGUUUGAAGUUUGAGAAGAAUCAUAUUGAUGCUCACCAGAGCUCCGAAUGCCCCCAGCGGCUCGUCCCAUGCCAGUAUUGCGAACUGGAGCUCGUCUUCAGUCAAUCCAAAGAGCAUGAAGAUUAUUGCGGCACACGCACGGAGCUGUGCCCGCACUGUAAGUGCAACGUGAUGCUGAGAGAGCAGGCUGUGCACCCCGUCUUAUGUGGGAGUCUCACGCCCCCUCAAGAGAGGAACAACAGCAGGAUGAGUCGCAGUCCUGCAGAACAACAGUCUCCAGGUGUGUGGUUUGAAUCCCACUCCAUCCGAAACAUGCUGAGGACCCAAGACAGGGGCCCGAAGAAUAACAACGUCAACGCGGCAGAUCAGCAAACCUUUCCUCCGCUGUUUGAUCACACAGUUUAUGGAACUUCAAGUGGACUUCACGCAUCAGACAGAAGUAGCGCAUCAAGAAACGCACCCUUCAGCCACUUCCUGGGGCAGGAAGCCUUUCCACACAGUAGCAGCAGCAGCAGCACGUGGCCGCAGAGCGAACACACUCUGAAUGAAGACUCGUCGGGACUCGACUACAUGUUGGCCCUCAGUCUGCAGAGCGACGGCGAAUCGAUGGCCGGGGGCCUCGAUGGAAACGUGUGGAGCGACAUCUGGGACCACAACAUAGGAAAGUCCAGCUCCCCCCUCUCUCCACCCAACAACAACUACCCCAGUUUCUCUGUAGGGACGAGCACAAGCGCCGUGCAAGACCUCGAUCAAGCAGAUACCAUGUUGCCUUGUGAGUUUUGUGAGGAGCUGUUUCCAGAAGAGGAUCUCAUUUUGCAUCAGACCGGAUGCAGUCCUGCUUCUGCGUUUGCGUCUUUCAGCAAGCAGCCCUCAUCCCCGCCUCGAGAGGACAGGAUGGGCAGGACUGAUUCCGGGCUGAUGCGAAGCUUUCCCAACACGCUCGCCUCCAACAUCCCCACCUUCCCUCGCUCCGUGUCCCCGGCCUCCUACAGUCCUCCGGCCAGUCCUCUAGAGGGUGACGUGGUCAUACCGUGUGAAUUCUGUGGGGUUGCUCUGGAAGAGGCGGUGGUCUUCCACCAUCAGGAUAAAUGUGAUUUGCGUCCUCAAGCUGCUCAUCCCAUGAAUAACAUAGCGAAAGCAUCCAUCAAAAAACCACUGAGCCCGGCGAAGGACGCCUUUGGGGGGAUCUCUCCGGAAUUUCCAAGACGAAUAAAGCACCAAGCUGACUUCCUGGAGGACAACUUUGGGUUUGAGGGGGACGCAGCGACCGGACAGAACCUGCGGCGGGCGCCGAGGGGCUGCAUUGGCCUGCCGAGUCAAAGGAAGCCGUCCAACUGUGACGUUCCAGUGAGAAACAGACCUCAGCAGAGCAGAGACGCAGAAGGAGCUCAGUCACCUUUUCAUGACUCCGAGUCUUCUGCCUCAGCAUCUCUCAAGGGACUUAAUCUUCCAGAAAAUACAGAAGGGAAAGGAAACAGAAGGAACCCAUUAACAAAGCUCCCCAAGAAACAGAAUGACAAGCAGCAGGACGAGUGAGAAGAGCUGCAACCUCUGCAGGAAGAGACGCACCAAACCUCCCACUCUGCUUCUCAUUUAUCUUUUUUGCACACUUUUGAGAAAUGAAACUAUCUGAUAAGUGCCUGUGGGAGUGUCCGUAUCUUACAGUUCAUAUGUUGAAGAAAUUUACUAUUAAAGUCUAAGAAAUUGGGUUUAUUUCUAUGUACUCCGCUUUAUAUCAGCACGUGUUUCUAAUGUGCGUCCGUGUAACAUCCAGCCUUAACUCUUAAGUUAUAAGAUGGGAUUUCCAUACUCUGAAAUGGAUUUCUGUAACUGCUCAUUAAAAACGCAGAGAACAUCAAAGGCAGACACAUGACUUUGUCAAAGUUAAUCUUUAUCUUCUUACUUCGGCCAAGGACAUUUUGUCUUCCCUCCUGUUUGCCCAGUCCUUCAGGGUGUUUCUCGGUGUUUCCGUUCCUUUCUGCAUCUCCACGUAACCUUUGAUAGACUUUGCUGUUCAAAAAAGGGCUUCGGGAACAGAUUUGAUCACAUUAUGCAUAUUUGACCAAGAAAAGACAAACAGUAUUAUUUAACAUUUGUCUUUUUAUACAGUUUGGUUUUAAUCAUUUGUAACGACCCAGUAAUACGUAGAUUUUUUUUUAUCAUAUCUGUAGAAUUAAAUUUGUGGUGUUCUGAUGAUUUAAGCUGUGUUUCCUGUCUAAUAUUGUUUAAGUAGCGUGAACAGUUUUGUGUGUUCUUCCUCUGAAUAGGACUUUAAGGUUGAUAAUUUUGUAAGUUACAUAGGGUCCACUGUAGAAUAUGUCAAAGCUGGGCAGUCACAGAUGGUCCAGUCUGCAAGUUUUGUCCCACUAAUCGACAUCUCUGACUAAAGAGCUGCGGCUUUGUUGGUGAUAUCCUGUUUUAGAAUAACUGUCUUUAAAGCUCUUUGUCAUUUGUGAUUAUUAAAUGUUUUAAUGAGGACA